Molecule: messenger RNA, 2711 nt
Organism: Phacochoerus africanus (Common warthog)
Lineage: Eukaryota; Metazoa; Chordata; Mammalia; Artiodactyla; Suidae
Gene: DCUN1D2
Product: defective in cullin neddylation 1 domain containing 2
Exons: 5
Coding region: 1170-1760 (196 amino acids)
Biological process (GO): positive regulation of ubiquitin-protein transferase activity; protein neddylation
Cellular component (GO): ubiquitin ligase complex
Molecular function (GO): cullin family protein binding; ubiquitin conjugating enzyme binding; ubiquitin-like protein binding
Source: RefSeq, a predicted model, not a curated record
GGAGGCGGGAGCCAGGGGCUCUGGAAAGACCUGACCGGGAGGCUGCGGGAGAGUCGGGGUCCGGGUCGGCGCGAAGGCCUCGGGCGCGGUGGGGACGCCGGUGGCGGGAGGCACGCAGGUGGGACCUGGCCGGUGACCCAGGGGCAGCGUUGCUGACUGAGGAGGUGGAGGCACUGAGCGGGCCGGGGGGCUCUGGUCGGUGCGCCUUCGGAAGCGUGAGCAGCCAGGUGACCGAGGAGGGAGGGACGUUGGGGGCACACCAGCAUCCCGCCGAGGUCAGGCGGCAGGACUGCGCCUUUGAGCCUGGCCAGUAGUCCAGAGUGGACGUCAGGGUCGAGAACGGGCGCUGUGGAAGGCUUUUGAGAGGGAGCAGUGCGUGCGAAGCGAUCACCUUUUGUCGGGAGGACAGAUGGGUCUGAGUGGGUCAGGAUCCCAUGUGAGGGAGACCAGCUGGGAGGCUGUGGGAAUAGCCUGGGCCGGAGGAGGUGAGGACUUGGACGGAGACCAUCUGUAGGAAUAAGAGGGAGGGGAGGCGAGAAGGGCGAGGCCUUGCACAGAGCUGGUCAGAAAGGGAGGAGGAGCAGAGAAAGGCGUGUCGUCCGGGCUUGGACGUGCGAGCAGAUGACGACGUGCGUGACCAAAGCAGAACCUGUCCAAGGCCGGCCGGUUGUGCAGGAAGAAGAUGCGGGAGCAGGGGAGAUGCAGGAGUCAGCGACGGAUCUGGGGCUCGCAGAAAAGUGUUAGGAAAUGUACAGCGACUUCGAAGUGUCGUGGAAACGAGGCCGUGGAUGGGUUUGGGCGUCCUUUCAGUGAACCCGGCGCUUGCUGUGUAUAAUAAGAUGCUGAGCUCCGUGCUGAGUAAGACAGACGUGUGCCUGGCGUUGAUGAAGCUGGUGACCUGGCAGGAAGGACAGGCACGGAACACACAACCACUUUUUUGCAGUUGAAGCCCGUGCAGUCCUUUUAACUGGCGAAGAUCAAGGCUUUAUCUUCCUGUAAAGCUGAAGCAGAGUUGAGUCACCAACAAGAACAAAUCAAGUCCGAUUACAACGCAGGCAGAGCUAGAGGGCUGAGACAGACCUCCUCGCGGGCCUCGCUGUCUUCCCCGCUUCCCUUGCUUCCCAAAGCGUAAGCUUAAAUCAUCUCAGAAGGACAAGGUCUGCCAGUUCAUGGCAUUUACUCGGGCUGGCAAGAGGACUGCCAUCUGCUGCUUAGCACAGAACGAGUGGAGACUAGACGUGGCCACAGGCAGCUUCUUCCAGAAGCCAGGCUCGUUUCACCAGGAAUCCAUGAGAAGCUCCAUGGACAGGAGGGAGCUGGAGCAGCUGUAUAACAGGUACAGAGAUCCACAAGAUGAAAAUAAAAUUGGAAUUGAUGGGAUUCAACGGUUUUGUGAUGACUUAAGCCUAGACCCUGCCAGUAUCAGCGUUUUGCUUAUAGCAUGGAAAUUCAGGGCUGCGACUCAGUGUGAAUUUAGCAAGAAGGAAUUUGUAGAUGGCAUGACAGAGCUUGGGUGUGAUAGCACGGAGCAGCUGAAAGCGCUUCUGCCCAGGCUGGAGCAGGAGCUUAAGGACACGGUGAAGUUCAAGGACCUUUACCAGUUCACCUUCUCCUUUGCCAAGAGCCCCGGGCAAAAGGGACUAGCCUGUACUGAACUGGUGGUCGACACAGAAGAGAAUUCGAGCUACUUGGCUCUUUGUUGUGGCGUCAGAAGCUCAGCACUUGUGUGCUGCCUACAGUCUGGAAUCGGUUGGCUUUGAGGAAUCUCGAUUUGGGCGAAGUUAAGUUCUGUGUGGAUUUUCACGUCCUUUUUGACAGAGGGAGGUCUUUGCUGACCCACCCUGAACGGGCCUCGGGGACAUGAGUUUAACAGGGAUGCCUUCUGAGCCACAUCCUCUCGGAGCCAGGACGGCUCACAGGUUGCUCGGAGCAGCUGCUGCUGCAGAGGUCCUUCCGCGGCCCCAGAGGAGCUUCUGUUCUUGAUUCCAGCUCAUGCUCUGCAUUUUGAGUUUUGUUGUUCCUUUGCAAAUGACCAAGUCCAUCAGGACGGCCUUCAGCAUGUGUUUGUAAGUGAGUCCAGCCUCUGAAGGGCACAGGUCUGUGUCUAGUUGUGUGGUUUAUAAACAUGCAAACUGAGAACUUGAUAAGAAAAGUUUCGAGGACCAAACUAAGCCAAGACUAGAUUGAAUGUCUGCCAUACAACUUUCUUUUUCUUUCUUUCCCAGGUUUGCCUCCAUUUCUCAGUGGCAGACUUUUCAUCAUUGCGAUGAGUUGAGUAUAGAUUUCAGUGACCGGCCCUCCCAGGGGCUCAGGACGUAGACUUAGCAGGUCGGGACUAAGCACCUUGGCCUUGAGCCGCGGGCGCCGUAGGUGAGACCUGGCCAGCCUGCCCUCCUGCCAGUGCCCGAAAUUUCUGGCCUUGUCUUUCUUCUCAUAAGACUCCAGGUUACUUCAGGCUGAGAACGUCUGUAAUGGACUGUAAACUCACAGGGAAUAGAGGUGUUUUAUUUAAAAUUAGCUACUAACUUAUUUCUUUUGCUCAACCAAUUUUAAUGAUUGAGCCUGGAUAUCUCAGGUUAAAGCUCCAACUUUAGAAGUUUUUGUCCACGUGGGACCAAGCAAGAUUUAGAUGAGGAGUUCCCGUCGUGGCUCAGUGGUAACGAACCCGACUAGGAUCCAGAGGACACAGGUUCAAACCCUGGCCUCAACUC